Molecule: messenger RNA, 778 nt
Organism: Ceraceosorus bombacis
Lineage: Eukaryota; Fungi; Basidiomycota; Exobasidiomycetes; Ceraceosorales; Ceraceosoraceae
Source: the annotation of a GenBank genome assembly
AUGUGCAUCGUCUUGCGAGGACAAGAUGGAGUGGUAGAGCAGAUCCGCCGCCAAUUGGAAGAUCUGGUUCCAGUCUGGGCAGUGCUGGACUACACCAACACGAGCGUCAUCGAGAGGGAAAUGAUGCUUGUCAAAGUCAGCAUCUUGGGACCAGAGUAUUUUGAGGAAGCUCAAUUGGCAGCUCAAGGUGCUAGCGCUGGUGCCAAUUCUGGCAGCUUGUACGCAUCCCAAUCUGCCCCAGCUCCUGAGCUCUUGGCCGAGAGGGAAAGCAGCGCUUCUGCCGGCUCGGGUCCCUCGCCUGCAGGAACGACCGGAUCGGCCGCUUCUUCAUCAGACGCAGCUUCUGCCGUAGGCUCAGCAGCCACUCACUCCCAUACCGCUCAACAUGCGCCACUCACACCCACCGAGGCGCUCAGAGUCAAGUCAGACAACAUGAGAUCCAUCAUUGCGUUGGCGGAGCAAUUCAAGGGCAGUGUGGUGGACAUCAGCUCUACCAGCGUUAUUGUGGAGGUGACUGGAAAGACGAGCAGGUGCGACGCCUUCCUCAAGCUGGUCAGGCCAUACGGCGUGCUCGAAUGCGCCAGGAGCGGUAAGUCUAGCUAGCCACCUCCACAAUUUAGCUGUGCGCGCGCAUGUAUGCUCAUUGAAUGCCCACAAAUCUCACGCAGGAACAAUGGUGCUGCCUCGCUCGCCCAUCACCUCUUCCUGGACUGGCUUGGACGAGCUGAGCGAGGAGGAACUUGCGGAAAUUGACCCCUCGCUCUUGCCUCCUGGCUAA